Salvia hispanica is the source of this 2104-nucleotide messenger RNA. Its product is annotated as IQ domain-containing protein IQM2-like. The record is from RefSeq and is a predicted model, not a curated record. NCBI's taxonomy places the organism in Eukaryota, Viridiplantae, Streptophyta, Magnoliopsida, Lamiales, Lamiaceae.
AACAAAUCAGAUACAGGAGUAUAAAAAAACCAGCUGAAUUAGAGACCCUUUUGCUGUUUUUUUCAUUCAAAUUUCAAGAACUUGCUGUUUGGCAUUGAUUCAGGUCACAAAGAGCAUUCUUCUUCAAUCCAUCAUCCAAAAUUGUAUGGGGGUAUCUUGUUCAUGUCCACUUAGUUUCUUCUUUGAUUUGGAGAAUGGAUUUGAAUCAGUGCUUACAAAUUCGUCCAAACUUGAGAGUGAUGAGAGGAGCACACCGGUUCGAUCUUCGAGCUUCAAUGGGAAGCUCUCGAGAGAAGGAUCUCUCAGGUUUCGAGCCAAGAAAACUCAAACCAUGAGAUUCAUUGAGGCUCAAGUCGAUGAUCAAGAAUCGGUUGCCUUGUUGUCUAGAUCGGGGAACACCAUGCCACAGCCAAAUUCAUUGAUCCUGGAUCCGAGCAGCCCCAAACACGAGGCUGCUAUAAAGUUGCAGAAGGUCUACAAGAGCUUCCGGACAAGGCGAAAGCUUGCUGAUUGUGCUGUUUUGAUUGAGCAGAGCUGGUGGAAGGUGUUGGAUUUUGCAGAGCUCAAGAGGAGCUCCAUUUCGUUCUUUGACAUUGAGAAGCACGAGACAGCAAUCUCUCGUUGGUCAAGAGCAAGAACAAGGGCUGCCAAGGUUGGAAAAGGUUUGUCACAGAAUAGCAAAGCUCAGAAACUCGCGUUGCAGCACUGGCUCGAAGCUAUUGACCCACGACACCGUUAUGGACACAAUCUACAUUUUUAUUACUUGAAUUGGCUGAAUUCUCAAAGCAAAGAGCCCUUCUUCUACUGGCUGGAUAUAGGAGAGGGGAAGGAAGUUAACCUUUCGGAGAAGUGCCCUCGUUCUAAGCUUCAACACCAGUGCAUCAAGUACCUUGGACCGAGGGAGAGAGAGGCUUACGAAGUUGCAGUGGAAGACGGGAAGCUCUUGUACAAGAAAACAGGGGAGCUUCUUGACACCAUAGAUGAACCAAAGGGUUGCAAGUGGAUAUUUGUCCUUAGCACGUCCAGGACCUUAUACGUAUCACAAAAAAAGAAAGGCUCGUUUCAGCACUCUAGCUUCUUGGCCGGAGGAGCCACGCUGGCUGCUGGGAGGAUCGUAGCUGACAAAGGCGUCCUAAAGGCGGUCUGGCCUCACAGUGGGCAUUACCGGCCUACAGCCGAGAAUUUUCAAGAUUUCGUAUCAUUUCUCAAGGAUAACUAUGUGGAUCUUGACAAAGUUGAGUUCGAUUCUGUUGAUGACGAGGAUAAAGAAUCAGUCGGGAAGCACAUGAGAAACAUCUCCUCCGGAGACGACUUGACUGAAAGAGAGCAGCUGGAUAUGAAAGAACACAUUGUCGAAUACAAGGUUAACUCGUCCGAGCUACAUGCGCCACGUAGCUCUAGCAACCUCACUCUCCAGAUACCGAGUAGAGAUUUCUUAUUAGAAAGGCUAAACAUUGAAGUGAAAACAGCUGAAUCCCCAACCAGAAGCUUCAUCCUAGCAGAAGAGCCUCCUGCUCCAAAAUCAGGCAACGGUGUGGUACAGAUCAACAUCUCCGAGGAAAAAGAAGAAGACACGAAAGAGGAGACAAUCAUGGAGGAAUCCAUACUCCAACGAAUUAACUCACACAAGGGAACAAUGUCCUACCAAUUGGGGAAGCAACUGUCUUGCAAGUGGAGCACGGGAGCUGGACCUCGGAUUGGCUGCUUGAGAGACUAUCCACAGGGGCUCCAGACUCACGCGUUGGAGCAAGUGAAUCUAUCUCCACGAAGCAGACGCCGCCUGAGAAUCAACUUCCCUUCUCGUGCAUCAACGCCAUCCGGGAGCAACCUUUCUCGCGCGAGCAGCUGCAGCAUUGGAUGCAGUUCUAUCCUAUAAAGGCACUAGUUUUUUUUAGCAACUAGUGAAGCAGGUUCAAUUCUUUCAUUCAAUUCAUUCCUAGUACUAUUCUACUUAGGAAUAUUUUCAGUUAUUCAUUGAUGAUGUUUCGAACAGGAACAUAUUUUUUUUCGUUCUUUCCAUCCCAAAAAAUGAGGUGGACACUGUAAAAUCUUGUGGAGUUUUGUAUAAAUCACAAUUCCCUUGAAAUUCAAUACGAAAAUUUUA